AACCAUAUUAGCUUUUAGUUGAUCUUCUACCGGCACUCUGGCAAAAUGAAAGUUUUCCGCGAAGCAUUAAUAAUUUUCGGAUUUUUAACCGCGUGUCUGGUGUUCGCUGAAGCGUCCAAAGAGCGUUAUGAUAAUUUCAAAGUAUUAAAAAUUAAAACUAAAAAUGCUAGACAACGGCAAGUGAUCGAAGAAUUGGCAGAAAACAUGAAGGGUUUUAAUUUAUGGCACAGCGAUGAUAAAGAAGUUCACAUAAUGGUAAAUCCACAAAAGCUCAUUUAUCUACAAAAUGUUACGCGAUCCUAUCAACUACCCUUUCAAGUGAUGGUCUCAAAUGUACAGAGUCUAAUUGAUGCGGAACAGCGCGCUCAAUCUACCGAUGAUUUGUCAUUUGGUUGGACGCGUUAUUACCUCUUAGCAGACAUUGAAGCUUUUUUGGAUGACAUACUCGCCAAAUAUCCCGAAGUCACUAGUCAUAUAGAUAUUGGCACCAGUUAUGAAGGACGUAAGAUACACGGCAUCAAAAUCUCCUAUAAACAAGGUAAUCCCGGUAUAUUCAUUGAAUCGAACAUACACGCACGUGAAUGGAUAACAUCAGCGACCGCCACCUGGUUCAUCAAUCAGCUACUAACUUCAACCGAUACUGAUGUGCGUGACUUGGCUGAGAAUUAUGAUUGGUAUAUUGUGCCAGUGCUGAAUGUGGAUGGUUUUGUCUACACACACACAACGGAUCGUAUGUGGCGUAAGACGCGCCAACCGGUGGAGGGUUCACGUUGCAUUGGCGCCGAUCCCAAUCGUAAUAGUGAUUCACAUUGGAUGGAAAGUAAUGGCGCUUCUUCAAAUCCUUGUAGUGAAACCUUUGCCGGCAUACAACCAUUCUCUGAGCCAGAGAUUAAAGCUGUUACCGAUUAUGUUGCAAGCAUUAAGGAACGCAUAAAUAUUUAUCUCGCCUUUCAUUCGUAUAGUCAAGUGUUGCUUUCACCCUAUGGACACACGACUGAGCAUGCAGAUAAUCACGAUGAUUUAAUGGCUGUAGCAAAGGCAUACUCGGACGCGGUCAAAGCAUUGCCUUAUGGCACGGAAUAUACAUAUGGCACAUCAGCGACAUCUAUGUAUUUUACUACCGGUUCGACCAGAGAUUGGGUUUAUAAUGAGCAAGGUAUUCGUAUUUCCUACACCAUUGAAUUCCGAGAUACUGGACGCUAUGGUUUUAUCUUGCCGCCGAUACAAAUAUUGCCACAUUGCGAGGAUACGCUAGCAGGUAUUUUGGCGUUGGUAAAGAAAGCCAAAGAGUUGAAAUAUUUGGAAGUAAAAUAUGCACUUUAAAUCAUAAAGAAAUGGUCAAAUUUUAUCAGUGUUCAAUAUAUUUGCGUUCAGACAUGUGUAGAUUUUAAUUAUAAAAAUAUAUUGCAUUAUAUAUUCUCUA
Molecule: messenger RNA, 1423 nt
Organism: Zeugodacus cucurbitae (melon fly)
Lineage: Eukaryota; Metazoa; Arthropoda; Insecta; Diptera; Tephritidae
Product: zinc carboxypeptidase
Exons: 5
Coding region: 46-1323 (425 amino acids)
Biological process (GO): proteolysis
Molecular function (GO): metallocarboxypeptidase activity; zinc ion binding
Source: RefSeq, a predicted model, not a curated record